AAACAGCCAGAAACCAAACAUGAUUAUAUUCAUCUCUGUCUGAAAGAUAAGUGAACAACUAUUCUAACAAGCAAACACACCUUUACUUUUUCCCAAUUAAUGUGGAGGGUUGUUUAACAAAUUUAGAGCACUGCAGAUGCAUGCCAUGGGAUGUUAAUGUGCCUUAAAUUUUGGGACCCCUACAGCUAGAGAGUCAUUGCUGGAUGAUAAUAUGCUCAAAAUUCAAAUGCAAGUUUUCAAAUUGAUUAUUUCCCGGCACUUCUCGUAAUUUCCUUUGUCCACUAGUCAAGCAAGGUUUUCUUUCUCAUGAUGAAUUAAAUCACUGGAAUUCAACAAUCAUUCAUCAGAACUGCACGAGUGUCAAAGUAGAGAUGUUCAUGUUAGCCAAAGCUUUCACAGACAGAGACAUCAUGUGUAGGAAAAAAGUGUACAUUUGACUAACAAUAUAGCUGGAAUAUUGAAAGAAAAUAUUGGUAGACAAAUAGAAAGGGCAUAUUUAAAUUUCUUGUUUAUGUUUAGUUAACCAGAGAUGUUACAAAUACAACAUUGUUUAAGAGAGAGGAAACUGCCCAUGUUCUGUCCUACAGUUUAGUAAUGAAAUCUGUUCCUGUUUUGGAAUUUGAUCAUAAUACUCUGCAAUUACAUUAAGGAUGUUUUAAAGCAGUUGGAAUGGUUGAUAUACCUUUCCAUGGUCUCUGAGCAAAAAGAGCGAAAUGAAGAAGUUGGUCAGUAUACAGAGUUGGUGAGAGACUUUUUAAACCCUAAAGACUUCUACAAUGCCUUGUGUAGUCAUGGCAUGGACUACUUCUGUGGUGUUCCAGACUCUUUACUAAAGGAUUUUUGUGCAUAUGUAACAUCAGUGACGCCAAAGUCACGACAUGUUAUAACAGCCAAUGAAGGACAAGCCAUUGCUCUAGCAGCUGGUUAUCAUAUGGCUACAGGCAGGGCUGGAGUUGUGUAUCUCCAGAACUCUGGAUUGGGUAAUAUUGUCAAUCCUCUAAUGUCAUUGGCUGUGCCAAGUGUGUACAGCAUACCUAUGUUGCUGUUAGUUGGAUGGAGAGGAGAGCCUGGAAAGAGAGAUGAACCACAACACAUGAUACAGGGGCAGGCUACACCUGGAAUUCUUGCAUCAUGUGGAAUUGCUUUUCAAGUAUUGCCUGAUUACCAAGAAGGAGCUGAACAGGCCUUGUAUGUGGCUAGAAAGCAUAUGGAAACAUCAAAAGGACCGUACUGUCUGUUGGUGAGAAGACAGAACUUCUUGCCAUUCAAACUGGAAAAAGAACCAGAAAUGUUUCCAUUAAACAGAGACGGAGCCUUAAAAUCUGUUAUUGAUUCUCUUAAAGACCGCGAUGUGGUUGUAGGCACAACUGGAAUGUUGUCGCGUGAACUAUUUGAACACCGUGUGGCCAGAGGUCAGGGUCAUGAAAAGGAUUUCUUGACAGUUGGAUCCAUGGGUCAUGCCUCAGCCAUUGCACUUGGUAUCGCUCAGUUUAGACCAAAACGACAGAUUUUCUGUUUGGAUGGUGAUGGAGCUGUCCUCAUGCACAUGGGAGCCCUUGCUACAAUUGGACAAUCUGAAGUACCCAACUUUAAACACAUCCUGAUAAACAAUGGCUGCCAUGACUCAGUUGGAGGUCAGCCGACCAGUGGCUUAAGUGACUCAUUUGAUUUUCUAACCAUAGCCCAGGCUUGUGGGUAUAAAACGGUAAUGAGGGCAACUCAACCAGAAGAAAUAUCGGAAGCUGUCACACACAUGAGAUCCCUUGAAGGCCCAGUUCUCCUAGAAAUCAGAACAAACAAAGGAGGAAGAAAGGAUCUGGGACGGCCAACAAGAACACCAAUUCAGAACAAGAAAGACUUCAUGCAUUUCUUGGCUAUUGAUCAUUAAUUUAGCUAGAUUACAAUAGUAUUAUUGAUAGGGAAGCUAUAGUAGGAGGAGGGUUGAACAGGCAACAUAGCUCACUUUUCUGUCCGAGUCUUGAGAGGCAGAAUUGUGAAAAGGAACAACAAAGUUGGAAGCCUUGUGUUUUUUAUAGCUCUGUUGUCCCACUCAUCAAGUUUCUAAAAACCAGAAGCCAUGAAGGCUGAGGGUUGAGUAAAGUGAGCUAACGGAUGCUCUUUGUCUGUGUGGGAAUGGUAAUGGUAAUAAUUAUACUUAUUUCCAUGCAAAUAAGUUAUUGGUGAAUUUUCAGUCAACAAACUAAAGGGCCUGGUGGUGAAUCUUGUUUUAAUUUCCAUCUUAAAGGCCCCUUAAUUAUUUGAAAGUGGUGAGCAGCUCACUGGAAUUAUGUGGUUCUUGAAGGAACCAUAGCUAUGUGUACUUCCUGGAAGGAAACCCAAGGGGGAGGGAGGUUAAAAGAAAAAAAAAUAGGGGAAGAGGAAAAUUUGAAAUUCUAUGGGUUGGGAAAUCAGGAAAACACACUGUGGAGGGUGGAAUCGUAUGAAUAUUAGGAACAGUUUGGAUGUUUACUGAGGAAUAUGUAGGUGUAGCAUUCUUAAAAUAGGAUUAAUUGGCAUUUUUUUCUUUUUCUUUAUUUGAAAGAAAUAUCUGCAUGUGUUUCAUGUAAAAUAGAAAUUCAUUUUUAUUUUAGAAUAAAAAUGAUUGAAACACUCUGAAACAAGGAGAUGUACAACCGUGCUCACUAGAAACUAGCUGUCUAGUCAGGGAACCUCUGAUGUUUAUUUAAACAAAUCCUCUACAAAUACAAUUUGCAUUUUUCCCAAACCUGAAAACUUGUGACUGAUUAUUCAUACUACUUUUAACCCUUGCACUUCCAUGAGUGAUCAAGACAAAAUUAAUUUCUCUUUACAAUACUAAUAAAAUAUCAAGAAGACAAGAGAUGAGAGUAACAAAAAUGAUCAACCAGUGGAUUAUUAGUUGAUCAGAUACAAAGUUCUCUAAAGAAACAUCAGAAGAAUUGUAUCACAGACAAUAGGGAGAAUUACUAAUGAGAUCUCGGGAGUGAAAGGGUUAAGUUCAAGGUAAGUGCGCUUAAUUUGUACCGCAUGUAGCUAGCAACUGUAGCAGGAAAAGGAAUAUAUAUAUUUUUUUCAAAUUGAUAGUCAUUAGAUGCUAAACUUAAAGAGCACGAACUAAAGAUCUGAAACAUCUAACUGAAAUACAAUUGAAGUAUUUUAUAAAAAUAAAGUAGAUUAAUGCAUGUUCAAUUUAUGGAUAUGAAUGUUUUGUGCAGUCUAAAAUUUUCUAUCCAAUGAUGGGAAAUAGGAACACUUGUGUCGAUUAUCAAAACACUAGAUAGAGAAUUACAUUAUAAAUUUUGUGUGGAACUAUUUUAGAAUUAUAUGAUUGUAUUUAACAAGGACACCUUAUUGUCUACAGAUGUAUUCAAGAAUAAUUUUUUUCAUGUACGAGGGUAAUAAAAUAUCAGUCUAAGAAGUUA
Molecule: messenger RNA, 3401 nt
Organism: Stylophora pistillata
Lineage: Eukaryota; Metazoa; Cnidaria; Anthozoa; Scleractinia; Pocilloporidae
Biological process (GO): organic phosphonate biosynthetic process
Molecular function (GO): thiamine pyrophosphate binding; phosphonopyruvate decarboxylase activity; magnesium ion binding
Source: RefSeq, a predicted model, not a curated record